AUGAGCCCCUUCAAUUCUGGCGUGCUCCGUGAAGCGGAGCAGGGCGUUGUGAUGACUGACAUGGAUGAGCAGCCCCCUGGAACAGUGGACGGCGAGCAGACCGAGGGCACCAAUAAGACCAAGGUCGAACAAACGGCUGGCGAGCAAACGCGCGAUGAGGAGCGAACCAAUGAGCACACCGACAUUGAGCAGACCGGAGAAGACGAGCAGGCCGCGAGCAUUGAGCAAAUUGUGGUCAAGGGGCAGAUUGAGGAUGUCGAGCAGACCGAGCAGACCGAAGAAGAAGAUGAACAGGCCGAGGGUAUCGAGCAAAUUGUGGACAAGGAGCAGAAUGAGAGUGUCGAGCACAGACAAAGUGCCGACCAGAUCGACGACGCGAGCCUCCAGCUCAUUCUCCAGCUGCAGAUGGAGGACCUCGUGGCCCUAGAUGAAAAGAAAAAGGGCAAGCAACGCGAAGGCGAGGUUUCGGACACGGACGUGGCGCUCGGCCUGGCGAAGGAGAACCUGGAAAUCGCCAUCAUCGAGCACGGCGACCGCCAGAUGUGCAUCAGCAUCGCCCGGGCUGUCUUCUCCGACGCUCCCGCCAUCCAGGCCUGCACGACUGAAGAGCAGCAGGCGACGACCGACCGCGCCAUGGCCCACUCGCUCAGUCGCCGGGGCAGCACCGCAUCAGCUGGUGUGCGUGCGACAGCUGCCGGCGCUGCCAACGACAACGACGAGCUCGACGGUCUAGACGCCGAGCUCUUAAAGAAACUCGAGGGCUUCAACGCGUUUUCUGAGAGCAAUGACGCAAGCACCGGCGGCGAGUCGUCUUCGAGCUGGGCUGCUACCCGGCGUCCGGCGUUCGACCCAGACGCGCAGGACACGGCGAGGGAGACGUGCACUGGCUGCUACGACACGUACGCGCCCUCAGUCACGGCAAAGGCCCCAUGUUCGCACCUAUACUGCCGCCGGUGCCUCAACGAGCUGUUCCUGGGCGCGUCGGUCGACGAGACACUGUUCCCUCCCCGAUGCUGCAAACAGCCCAUCCCGGUCGACGAGCACAUCGACCAUCUCUCGACCGAGACUGUCACCAUUUUCCGGGCCAAGGAGGUCGAGUUCUCGACCCCGAACAGGGUAUACUGCCACCGCCCCAAGUGCUCGGCCUUCUUGCCCCCACAGUCGGUCCGGGGCGGCUCGGCAACGUGUGGCGAAUGCGGCGCGAGGACGUGCGCCAUCUGCAAGGGGCCCGCGCAUGAGAAUAGCGAUUGCCCCGAGGAUACGUCCACGCAGGAGCUCCUUCGAGUCGCCAAGGAGAAUGGCUGGCAGCAGUGCAAGUCUUGCCGCCGCCUAGUGGAACUCGACCAUGGCUGUAACCACAUGAGUCAGUACCUCUUCUCGUCCCUUCUAUGGACGGUUUUAUUACUGAGACUCGUCUUGUAG
Messenger RNA from Purpureocillium takamizusanense, 1422 nucleotides. RefSeq lists its product as uncharacterized. Gene Ontology annotation, biological process: positive regulation of proteasomal ubiquitin-dependent protein catabolic process; ubiquitin-dependent protein catabolic process; protein polyubiquitination. Gene Ontology annotation, molecular function: ubiquitin protein ligase activity; ubiquitin conjugating enzyme binding; zinc ion binding. Gene Ontology annotation, cellular component: cytoplasm; ubiquitin ligase complex. The record is from RefSeq and is a predicted model, not a curated record. Lineage: Eukaryota; Fungi; Ascomycota; Sordariomycetes; Hypocreales; Ophiocordycipitaceae. The transcript has a single exon. The coding region runs from base 1 to 1422 and encodes 473 amino acids.